This is a messenger RNA of Diospyros lotus (date-plum), 2600 nucleotides long. Its product is annotated as cation/H(+) antiporter 1-like. Gene Ontology annotation, cellular component: membrane; endomembrane system. NCBI's taxonomy places the organism in Eukaryota, Viridiplantae, Streptophyta, Magnoliopsida, Ericales, Ebenaceae. Gene Ontology annotation, molecular function: antiporter activity. The coding region runs from base 40 to 2157 and encodes 705 amino acids. The record is from RefSeq and is a predicted model, not a curated record. Gene Ontology annotation, biological process: regulation of pH; proton transmembrane transport. The transcript is spliced from 3 exons.
UCGAGAAUAGAAUACAUAAAGAGGGUAUUCUUCCAGGAGAUGAGUGCAGAUUACUACGAGAUAAUGGCAUUGUUUUCUCGGACCAUUCUUAUGUUCCUAAUCGGCCUUGAGAUCGAUCUUCGCUUCUUGCUGAGGAAUCUACGUCCGGCUAGCAUUAUCGCCGCUGGAAAUUGCAUAGUUUGCACCAUAUUUGCAGCCGCAAUGACCCCUUUUAUAUACCACCAGACCGCAUCUAAUGGCUCUAUGAUCACCAUGGCCGUAAUGCUCACGGCAAUCAUGUCUAAUGCCGCCUCUCCGAUUGUCAUCCGCUUUGCGGCCGAGCUAAGGUUCGCCAAUUCAGAUUUUGGGCGACUGGCGAUAUCUUCUUCUCUGAUUAGUGACAUUUACGCUGUCCUAAUGUUGGUUUUGAGCUCAAGAAAAAGACUGGGAAGAGAAAAAGAGUCGUCAAUUUUAUUGGGUUGUGUUUCGCUUUUCAUGAUUAUAGCCGUUAUCAUUCUCAACGUCCACCUGGCGAAUUGGCUGAACAGAAGGAAUCAUAAUCAGAAAAACCUUAAAAACAAGGAAGCAUUUGGGAUUUUGUCAGUGGUCCUGAUAACAGCUAUGGCCCUCGAAACUAUGGGAUUUAACAGCAUCAUUGCCUGUUUUCUCAUCGGCUCGAUGUUCCCAAGAGGUGGGAAAACAGCUCGAACAUUGCUGCACAAACUCAACUACUCAGUUCACAACUUUAUAUUCCCAAUUUACCUGGGCUACGUGGGUUUCCAAGCAGAUUUAAAUACCAUAAACAACAUCCCCAAUCUCAUCCUCGUGGUAGUAUUUAUCGUGUUGAGCCUCGGCAGCAAGAUCAGUGGUGUCCUUGCAGCUUGCUCCCACCUAAAUAUUUCCCUGAAUGACGGUGUUCUUUUAGCUUUCUUAAUGGACCUUAAAGGCCAUGUUGAUAUUGUUACCCUUUCUCUCGGCCUCCAAAAUAAAAUGAUCAGUCCAGACUUUUAUCAUUUGAUGUUGACAACCCUAGUGAUUAACACGUUGAUAGUGGGGCCAAUGGUAGCUUUCAUGGUGAGAGGAGAAAAUGAGUCCCUUGGUUACAAGCAUGUAGAUUUGGAAUGGCUAGAACCAGAAGUCGAGCUACGAACGCUAGCUUGCGUACAUAAUCCUCGCCAUGUGCCCACCAUUCUCAACCUCAUUGCAGCAUUGAGAGGCUCAGACAAAGGCCCUAUCACGCCCUACUUGAUGCACCUGAUUGAGCUCACGCAUAAAACCAAGCACAAUCUCUUGUACAACCAACGAGAAGAUGAUGAAUUCAGUGAUGAAGAUAGCUAUGGCGGUAAUGAUGCACUCGAAAUUAACGAGGCCAUGGAUGCUUUCGCCAUUGAAACAGGAGCAAUGGUUCACAGGGUGAAAGCUGUCUCGCCCUUUACAAAAAUGUAUAUCGAUGUGUUGGACCAAGCAGAAGACAUGCGAGCAUCAAUCAUCCUCUUGCAUUUUCACAAGCACCAGAGAAUUGACAGGAAAAUGGAGGUUGGCAAGGAAGGGAUAAGAACGACAAACCAGAAGGUGCUUCGAUAUGCAAAGUGCUCUGUCGCCAUUUUGGUGGAUAGAGGGUUGAUGUGCAGGUCGGAAGGUAUUGGAUCAGAAUCUCUACAACAUGUUGCAAUCUUAUUCUUUGGUGGAGCCGAUGACCGAGAAGCUUUGGGAUUUAGUCGACGACUUUCCUUGCACCACCACUUACACCUCACGAUCAUCAGGUUCCUACCAGCAUCAUCUAGGAACAUAAAUGAAGGGGUUAAUGUUUCUCACAAAGAGACAAAUGUUUUACUAGCCAUAUCAGAUCAAGAGACCGAGAGUGAAGCAGAUACUGCAAUCCUCACUGACUUCUUUAAUAGGUAUGUGACAUCAGGGCAAGUGGGGUACGUAGAGAAGUAUGUGGAAAACGGGGCGGAGACAGCAGCAGCGUUAACGGAGAUAACAGACAUGUACUCAUUGUUCAUUGUUGGAAAGGGUAGACGCGGAUACUCGCCAUUAACCACUGGAUUGAGUGAUUGGGAAGAGUGUCCAGAGCUCGGGACAGUUGGAGAUCUCUUAGCUUCUUCAGACUAUGACAUGAGCGGUUCAGUUUUGGUCAUUCAACAACAUAAAAUUUCCAAAAAUGAUGAUGAAUAGUAGUAAUGGUAAUUUCUUAAGGCAUCUAAUUCCCAAAGUGGUUCAUGUCGAGGGUUCAUGACAAAUGGAAAAGAAUAAGCAAAUAAAAGGGUUGUUUCAAUUGAAUAAGGUAUAAUAACCCAUUCUCCGAUUGAAGUUCAAAUCUCUUUGGAGCUAUGCUUCCAUUGAGCAUACUUCCACACAAGAAAGUUGCCUGUGCACAAAUAUUUGGAGUUCGAGGUAAGGAUUACAAAAAUGGCCGCUGAUGAUACUUAACAGUGGAUAGGCCAUUUUCACAAGUGAGCUCCAUUUUUAAUUAUGUAGGAUUUUUUUUUCAUAGGAUUACAAACCUGUAUAGAAUUUAUCUUCUUUUCGCUUUUUUUGUGGUUUAUUUGUUAUUGUGAUUUUGUAAUUUUGAGAGAGUAAGGAGGUUAAUUUUACAAGGAAACUUGAGUGGAGAUGAA